CCCGUCCUCCGCCAGAGCCGCCCGCCGGCCCACACCGUCCCCCGGCCGCUCCCUCGGGGCAGACGCCCCCCAGGGCACCCUCUGGAGGCUCUGCCGAGGGCGGGGACGCCAGCCCCGACCCCGCCCGGGCCACCCUCGUCUCGGGUCCUUUAGCAUCACGAGAGUCCAUCCCCAGGCCCCGUCUCUGACAUCUUUCCCUAACUGCUAAGGAGGAAGGUUGUCUUUUUAAUUUAACAAACAAACAAACAAACAAACGUGGGCUUAGAUAAACCUGGCGUCUCAGAGUCCAGAAAGGCGCGUGUCCUGCUGUACUGACCCGAGUAGAAAGAACUGUUUGCAGUCGCCUGUCAGUGCGAGAAAAGCCACCUGCCCGGUGCUCCAUGGCGUUUUAAGACUUAACCUUGCAGGCCCCAUGUCGGUUAAACUACUGUUACAGAGUCAAGCCCAUUCUUCCGAACUUCCCUCGGAGACAAAGCUCCUUUCUGCCAGGCUGGACCCUCUUUCUGGAGGGAUUUCGUUUUGGAAGACAUGGAUCUUGCUGCUAAUGAGAUCAGCAUCUAUGACAAGCUUUCAGAGACUGUCGACCUGGUGAGACAGACAGGCCAUCAGUGUGGAAUGUCAGAGAAGGCAAUCGAAAAGUUUAUCAGACAACUACUGGAAAAGAAUGAACCUCAAAGGGGACCACCCCAGUACCCUCUCCUCUUGGCUGCGUAUAAGGUCCUCCUAACUGUGGGAUUAAUCUUGUUCACUGCCUACUUUGUAAUUCAGCCGUUUAGCUCCUUAGCGCCUGAGCCAGCGCUGUCGGGAGCUCACACUUGGCGCUCACUCAUCCAUCACAUUCGGCUGAUGUCCUUGCCCAUCACCAAGAAGUAUAUGCCAGAGAACAAGGGCGCUCCUCUGCAAGGAGGAGAGGAAGACAAGCCUUUCCCAGACUUUGACCCCUGGUCACCGAGUGACUGUGAGCAGAACGAGUCAGAGCCCAUCCCUGCCAACUGCACUGGCUGUGCCCAGAUAUUACCCCUCAAAGUGACGCUGCCAGAGGACACUCCGAAGAAUUUUGAGAGACUCCGUCCUCUGGUGAUCAAGACAGGACAGCCUCUGUUGCCUUCAGAGAUUCAGCAUUUCUCAUGCCAGUACCCUGAAGCCACAGAGGGCUUCACUGAGGGCUUUCUCACCAAGUGGUGGCGCUGCUUUCCUGAGAGGUGGUUCCCUUUUCCUUACCCGUGGAGGAGACCUCUGAACAGAUCACAGAUUUUAAGGGAGCUUUUUCCUGUUUUUACCCAACUUCCAUUCCCAAAAGACGCCUCCUUAAACAAGUGCUUCCUGGUCCACCCGGAACCUGUGGUGGGCAGCAAGAUGCAUAAGGUGCAUGACCUGUUCACUGUUGGCAGUGGGGAAGCCAUGUUGCAGCUCAUCCCUCCCUUCCAGUGCCGAAGACACUGUCAGUCUGUGGCCAUGCCGAUAGAGCCUGGGGAUAUUGGCUAUGCGGGUGCUGCACACUGGAAAGUCUACAUUGUAGCCAGAGGGGCCCAGCCUUUGGUCAUCUGCGAUGGAACCACUCUCUCAGAACUAUAGGAAACAACUGUAAGAACUGCUUGAAGAGCUGAAAGCCAGGCUGAAAAAGGUGGAGAGGGGCAAUAAAAACACUGAAACAUU
Molecule: messenger RNA, 1656 nt
Organism: Mesocricetus auratus (golden hamster)
Lineage: Eukaryota; Metazoa; Chordata; Mammalia; Rodentia; Cricetidae
Gene: CUNH6orf89
Product: chromosome unknown C6orf89 homolog
Exons: 9
Coding region: 529-1575 (348 amino acids)
Cellular component (GO): nucleolus; Golgi membrane
Source: RefSeq, a predicted model, not a curated record